AUUUGGAAUUUACAUGAUAAUGUUUCAUGUCUGUUCUCCAGGGAAGGGAAUUCACCUGAUCACCACGCGGCCAUCACCUACAGUCAGCUGCUGGGACAGGUGUGCAGGUGUGCCAACGUUCUGAAGCAAAUGGGAGUGAGGAAGGGAGACAGAGUGGCCAUCUACCUCCCUAUGAUUCCGGAGCUGGUGUACACCAUGCUGGCCUGCGCCAGGAUAGGAGCUGUCCACUCCAUCGUGGUCAGUGCAGUGAUUGACAUUAAGGGUUGCCCUUAUUGCCUGGGGGGGGGGUAAAACGUUGUAAUAUGAAUCUCCAGGUGAACAAAAUGAGAAGAACAGUCAGAGAUAAAGUCAAUCAGAAAUCAAACCGGGUUGUUGAAAGUCGCC
Molecule: messenger RNA, 384 nt
Organism: Salvelinus sp. IW2-2015
Lineage: Eukaryota; Metazoa; Chordata; Actinopteri; Salmoniformes; Salmonidae
Source: RefSeq, a predicted model, not a curated record